Molecule: messenger RNA, 2748 nt
Organism: Adineta steineri
Lineage: Eukaryota; Metazoa; Rotifera; Eurotatoria; Adinetida; Adinetidae
Source: the annotation of a GenBank genome assembly
AUGAAAUCAGAACAUUGGCAUACACUACAUAUCAAUCAAGGUAUUGCAUCUUUUGCUCAAGAACGUAUUUUUCUUGAUGAACAAAUGCGUUUUUCUAACAAAAUUGCUAUCUACAAUGAACUGACUGCUUUAAAAAUUAUUCAAGGUUCAAUAUCAAUAGAUCGUCUAUUAGAAGCCAUUGGAUAUAUUUUAAAUAAACAUAAAAUAUUACGUACAUUUCUCACUUUCAACAAUGAUAAUGGUAUUCUUGAACAACAUAUUGAUAAUAAACAUCGUAUAUUUCAACUUGUUCCGAAUCAAACAUUUAAAAAUGAAAAUGAACUUCAAGAUAUUCUCUAUCAAGCAAUUAUUAAUCCUAAUUUAUUUGAUUUAUCCACUGGUCUUGUUUUUCAUUGUGAAGUACUUCGACAAGAAAUCAUAUCUAAUAACAAUGAUACUAACAAUAGAUUCAUUACAGAUUCCGAUAUUCUUCUUAUAGCAUUUCAUCAUGCUGCAACAGAUCGAUCAGCUUAUCAACUUUUUCUAAAUGAUCUUUGUUUUGCUUAUAAUACAAAUGUGAAAUGGACAGAAUUGAAAGACUAUGAUUUUGAACAUCGAUUAUCAUUAUCGACUGAUCAACAUUGUUUAUGUAAUGAUCAACGAUCUGGUAUUGCUUCAAUUGCUCAGAUUUCUUUUGAUAAAAAUAUUUCAAAAUCAUUUGUUAAUUAUGUUUCUACACAUCAAACUAUUCCAUUUCAAUUAGGUAUGGCAUUAUUUUAUAUUUUCCUAUUCAAAUUAACUCAAGAUCAAAAUGAUUUAUGUAUUUCUUGUCAUAAUGCGAAUCGAUAUAAAACUGAAUUACAAAAUAUAAUGGGAAUGUUUAUUUCAACAUUACCAUAUCCUAUGAAACUUGAUUCUAAUAGGUCAUUUAAUGAACUUGUUAAACAAGUACAAGAUAAAUGUAUAUCAAUUCUUGAACAUUCUCAUUAUCCAUUACAAAAUAUUCUAACUGAUAUUCAUGCUGAUCAAUAUAAUGUUUCUUUUCUUCAAACAGUAUUUGAUUUUAUUACUCGAUCUCCUGAUAUUGAUCAAUUAUCUUUCGAUGAUGUCAAUGUAAAACCAAUUGAAUUAAAACAAUCCAUUGAAAUUGCUAAAUUUGAUUUUAUGUUAACAUUUAUUUACAAUCCAAUGUCAAAUGAUGAUAUGUUAUCUUGUCGUAUUGUUUGUUCACAUGAUCUAUUCGAAGAUAUGACAGUUACAAAAAUUGCUCGACGAUUUCAAUAUCUCAUUGAACGAUUAUUUUCAAUGGAUUUUAAUAUUAAUCAAACUAAUAUUCUUGUUUCACCUAUUACUAAACUUAGUCUUAUUUCACCUGAAGAAGUUUAUGAAAUGGAACGAAUAGUUUUUUUUCGACAACCAGAUACUAUGAAUGAAGGUAAAUAUAUGUCUUUAAUAUCACCAGCAUUAUAUGCUCAAGCACGUAUUUGGCUUGAUGAACGAAUUCGUUUUGAUUCAAAAAAUCCUCAAGUUGCUAUAUAUAAUAUGCCUUUUCUUCAUCGACUUUCAUCAGGUGGUACUCUAUCAAUAUCUAAACUUCGUCAAGCUUUACAACAUGUUCUUAUAAAACAUUCUGCUCUUCGUACAUCACUCUAUUUCGAUACAAAUAAAAAUAUAUUAAUGCAAAAGAUUAUUGAUCAUACUGAUAAUAAAGAAUUAUUUACAUUUAUUGAAGGUACUUUCGAAACAGAUGAAGAUCUCAAUAAAAUUAUGCAUAGUGAACGUGGGAAUCCAAAUAAUUUUAAUCUAUUAAUUGGUAUUGUUUGUCGAUGUCAUGUUGUUUAUUAUAAAAACAUUUCUCAAAAAGGAAUAAUUUGUGAAAAAGAUGCCCUUAUCUUUAAUUUUCAUCAUACUUCAUUUGAUUUUUCAUCGAUAAAAAUGUUUCGUCAAGAUCUUGAUCAAGUAUAUACAAUGGGUUACUUGGCAAAUGAUGAUAAUAUAACUUUACGUUAUCUUGGUUAUGCCGUGGCUAAACAACAAAUACCUAUGACAGUUGUCAAUGCUUUUUGGCUUGAUGCUCUUCAUGAUUGUGAAAUAGAUCGACCUUUACAAUUAUCAUUUGAUCGACAUCGUGUUUCCGAUGAAUAUCGUACAGGUCGUGGAAUAUCAAUUUCAUUUCAAUUUGACAACGAUCUUUCAAAAGCAUUUCUAACUUAUGCUUCAACAUAUAAUAUUAAACUUGAAUAUUUAGCACUUGCUUCUUAUUAUACAUUCUUAUUUAAAUUAGCCAAUACUGAAAAUGAUAUAUGUAUUGUUAUGAAUAAUCAUGGUCGAUCGAAACCUGAAUUAAUGUCAAUUAUUGGAAUGUUGGUUAAUGUACUUCCAAUGCGAUAUCAAAUUAAUUCUAAUCACUCAUUUAAUGAGUUCGUAAAACAUGUACAAACAAUAGCAACACAAACAUUCGAACAUUCUUAUUUUCCUCUUCAACGUAUUCUUGCUCAACAUCCACAUAUAUCUCGUCCUACAAUUCUUGAUGUAUUCUUUGAAUUUGUUUCUUUUCCAACUGAUGAUAAUCAUAAUGAAGUGACAUUAGGAGAUGUUCCUAUUUAUACUAUGCCUUAUUCAAUUCAAAUAAAUACAGGUGAAAUUGCAAAUAAAUUUGAUUUUUCUCUAAGUAUUAUACAUGAUACAAUAACCGAUCAAUUAACAUGUUCAAUCGAGGCAUCUCUUAAUUUAUUCAAUCCAUCAACAACAUAUGAAAUUGAACAAUGA